AUGAAGUCCUCAGAUCCCGGCCGACCCAGCAGCCGUCGCGCCGCCUCAGGUGCAUGGAACCGGCUGAAGCCCGUCCGCGAAGAUGUCCUGGAGACAUACGGACUCCCUUCCAAAGGAGAGACACGGCUGAACGACUUCAAAACACAAGAAAUCUACUUCAACCGCAUAAUAGAACGCUACAUGAAACUCUGCGCCCUCAACCGCGACGAACUCGACCGCCUCUUCAUAUCCGUCAGCAUUCCCCCACCCGACACAACCACGACGACCAAGUCCACGACAGCGCCCACCACCAACUCCAAACUCACAUCCUCCUUCUCCUCGCUCUCCCUCUCCAAACACGCACCCCCAGAAGCCCGCCAACAACCCACCACCCGCCCACCCCUCGCCUCAACCUCCACAAACACACCACACAACCCCAUCCCCCAAAAGGCCUUCACGCCCUCCAUCCAAGAACUUUCCACCGUCCUCGCCUCCCUGCGCAAGCUACGAGAAGCCAUAACCGCGUCCUCACGCACCGAUGCCUUCGCCCUGCGCGCCUACACCUUCGCCAUCCACGUCAGCAUCCUCUGCCACGACUGGUCCUCCUACCUCCCCUCUCUGCUUUCCCUCCUGGGGAAAAUCCAUCCCGUGAACCCGCUUUCGCCAUCGACCCUGCACGAAGUCGUCGGCCUAUUGAUCCUCGACCAAGCAUGUCGGCAAUCCGAUUACUCGGGCGCGCGCGCCACGAAACUACGACUGGAGGGUGGAAAAGGUGUUGCGGUGUCUGGUCUCAGAUGA
Alternaria conjuncta is the source of this 777-nucleotide messenger RNA. RefSeq lists its product as uncharacterized. The record is from RefSeq and is a predicted model, not a curated record. The transcript is spliced from 3 exons. Lineage: Eukaryota; Fungi; Ascomycota; Dothideomycetes; Pleosporales; Pleosporaceae. Bases 1 to 777 code for a protein of 258 amino acids.